This is a messenger RNA of Aureobasidium vineae, 1227 nucleotides long. The record is from the annotation of a GenBank genome assembly. NCBI's taxonomy places the organism in Eukaryota, Fungi, Ascomycota, Dothideomycetes, Dothideales, Saccotheciaceae.
CAUUCAAUUGAUCCGUGUGUACAGGUCUGUCUCGCCUACUCUGGCGGUCUCGAUACCUCAUGUAUUCUCAAGUACCUGCUGGACCAGGGCUACGGCGUUAUCUGCUUCAUGGCCAACGUCGGCCAGGAGGAGGACUUUGACGCUGCCCGCGAGAAGGCCCUCAAGAUUGGUGCUGAGAAGUGCUACAUCGAGGACCUCCGCAAGGAGUUCGUCGAGGAGCUGUGCUGGCCUGCUGUCCAGUCCAACGCCAUCUAUGAGAACGUCUACCUCUUGGGUACUUCGCUCGCCCGUCCCGUCAUUGCCCGUGCCCAGAUCGCCGUCGCUCAGAAGGAGGGCUGUUUCGCUGUUUCNCACGGCUGCACCGGCAAGGGCAACGACCAGGUCCGCUUCGAGCUUGCCUUCUACGCCCUUCAGCCCACCAUUGAGGUCAUUGCCCCAUGGCGCGACCCCGUCUUCUACAACCGCUUCAAGGGUCGCCAAGAUCUCCUCGACUACGCCGAGCAGUCUGGCAUCCCCGUCACCAGCACAAAGAGCAAGCCUUGGAGCAUGGACGAGAACUUGGCCCACUGCAGUUACGAGGCCGGUAUCCUCGAGGACCCCAACGUCACUCCUCCCGAGGACAUGUGGAAGUUGACCGUCGACCCCACCAAGGCUCCCGAGCAGCCCGAGGACUUUGUCCUGCACUUCGAGAAGGGUCUCCCCGUCAAGGUUGAGCUUCCUGGCGGCAAGACUGUCACCGAUGCUACCGAGCUCUUCCUGGCCGUCAACGCCAUUGCCCGCAAGCACGGUGUUGGCCGUAUCGACAUUGUCGAGAACCGCUUCAUCGGUCUCAAGUCCCGUGGCUGCUACGAGACUCCCGGUCUUACCUGCCUGCGUUCCGCUCACAUCGAUCUCGAGGGUCUGACCAUGGACCGUGAGGUUCGCGCUCUCCGUGACCANAUCCUCUACAACGGUCUCUACUUCUCNCCCGAGUGCAAGUUCCUUCUUCAGUGCGUUGCCGCCUCGCAGGACAGCGUUAACGGUGCCGUCCGCUGCCGUGUCUACAAGGGCUCCUUCAGCGUUCUCGGCCGCUGGUCCGACACCGAGAAGCUCUACGACAUGGACGAGUCCUCCAUGGACGUCAUUGGCGACUUCCGCCCCGAGGACACCACCGGCUUCAUCUCCGUCAACGCCAUCCGCCUGAAGAAGUACGGCCGCAUGAUGGAGGAGGCUGGCAAGAAGAUGUAA